Messenger RNA from Mytilus californianus (California mussel), 1802 nucleotides. RefSeq lists its product as uncharacterized. NCBI's taxonomy places the organism in Eukaryota, Metazoa, Mollusca, Bivalvia, Mytilida, Mytilidae. Gene Ontology annotation, molecular function: calcium ion binding. The coding region runs from base 38 to 1513 and encodes 491 amino acids. The record is from RefSeq and is a predicted model, not a curated record. The transcript has 14 exons. Gene Ontology annotation, biological process: lipid metabolic process.
GAGACCCUCUAAUAUUUCUGAGCUCGACAUCAGAGCAAUGGAAGUUAAUCCUACUGACUACGACUACCCUUUCGAAAACAUAGUAUUUGAAGGAGGUGGACUAAAAGGUGUGGCUUUCUGUGGAUCUAUACAGGUAUUAGAAGAAUUGGGUAUUUAUCCGAAAAUUAAAAGGUUUGCCGGUACCAGCGCUGGUGCAAUAAAAGCUGCUUUGAUUGCUGUUGGAUAUAAUUCUAAAGAAACGGAAGAUUUCCUCAGUAAAGAUAUGGCUAAACUUUUCUUUGAUGCUCGUUUUGGAAUAUUCAGUUUAUUGCCAAACUUACUAACAGAAUUCGGUUGGAAUCCAGGAAACAGAUUUUUGGAAACCCUUGGUGAAGCAUUAGCCAGUAAAACAAAUGGAAACCCGGACCUUACUUUUGCUGAGUUAUAUAAUUUAUAUGGAAAAGAAUUAUGCAUAGUUGUAACUAAUUUAAACCACCUAACAGAGGAAUAUUGCCAUGUUAAAACUACACCAAAUAUGCCAAUCAGACUUGCCGUUCGUAUGUCAAUGUCCAUUCCAGGCAUGUUCAAAGCUACAACGUACACCAUUAAUGGAGAGACAAACACUUAUGUUGAUGGAGGACUCUUGUGUAAUUAUCCUUUACAUUGUUUUGAUGGUUGGUGGUUGUCGAUGAAACCAGAAGAUGGUUAUCUGGACAGAUUACAACCGUUGGAAGCGAUCCCACAUCUGCUGGAAAGAAAACGUCGUUUUGCAUACGACCCGAAAACAAACAAAACCCUCGGUGUUACCGUGUUUUCUGAUUAUGAAUCUGGCGUUUUCCGUUAUGCAUUAGAGAAAAGGUUGGGUGUUCAUAUCGACAAGUUUCCUGACACAAAGCUUGCAAGGAAAGUGUCACAAAAGAAGAACUGUCAGGAAAAAACUCAGCACGAAUAUCACAGAGUAAUCAGAGCUGUUAAUGCUUUUCUGAAGGUUUUAAAGAAACAUAAUAUUGAUGGGGAUGAGGUGAUUGAUCGAGAAGAAUUUAUCAACGCUUUUCAAGAUGAUGAGCUAACUAAAGUCCAUGCCAACUUACUGUUUGGGGAACAUUGCAGUGCUGAGUUGGCCUUUGAUGCCAUAGAUAAGGAUGGGAAUGGCGAGAUAGAAUUUUGCGAAUUAAAAGAGUUCAUCGAAAGUUCUGGUAUUUGCCUACAACAAAGGUUUCUGGGAUAUCAGCGGCAGGAAAUUACUGGAUUUUUUUCUUUUUUUAAUGUACUUCAGGAUGCUCUUCUUCUUAAUGUCAAAAGAGUAUUUGUUGAGGCGAAAGACCUUGACAGAACUGUGGGAAUAAAUACAGGUCACGUUGGAACGAUGGAUUUUCAAUUGGAACCAGAAGACAGAGCUUAUGCUAUUGAACAAGGAAGGAGGUCAAUGCUUAGUUUCCUAAAGUAUUAUGCAACAUCGAAAAAUCUGAAGAAACGUAAGCGUAUUGAGAGUAUUUCAGAAGAGGAGUCACACACGGCAAACGUUGUCAUGUAAGUACUGGACAUUCAACAUACCAAUCCGUCCUAUGUUUGCAUUGAAAGUUAACCUGUUGAUGAAACUUGUCUCUUUGAAGCCAUAAAGACGAAAACAUGAACUCUUUAUUGUGUCAAAGACUUCCGCAAUAACGUUGAGAUUUAAGCACACUGUUUAUAUAUGUCUUCCACUAGACUAUGUAGAAAAUAAGGAGAUGUCAUGAUAUGUAGAUACGAAGCAUUGUUAUUCAUUUAUGUAUAUAUAAUAUUAAACAUAUAAACACAUUUUAUUAAACAAUUUUCGAAUGUUA